This is a messenger RNA of Metschnikowia bicuspidata var. bicuspidata NRRL YB-4993, 1931 nucleotides long. RefSeq names its product aspartate--tRNA ligase (gene DPS1-1). The record is from RefSeq and is a predicted model, not a curated record. Gene Ontology annotation, molecular function: aspartate-tRNA ligase activity; RNA binding; ATP binding. Gene Ontology annotation, biological process: aspartyl-tRNA aminoacylation. Lineage: Eukaryota; Fungi; Ascomycota; Pichiomycetes; Serinales; Metschnikowiaceae. The transcript has a single exon. Gene Ontology annotation, cellular component: cytoplasm; cytosol; aminoacyl-tRNA synthetase multienzyme complex. Bases 18 to 1688 code for a protein of 556 amino acids.
GCACAUUUAUCUCCGUAAUGUCCAGUGAAGAAGCCAAGCAAGUUAACGAGCCUUCAAUCAAGGAAACCGCCGCCCCAGCCGAAGAGGUCAUUUUGGGCGAGGACGGCCAACCUUUGUCGAAAAAGGCCUUGAAGAAGUUGGAGAAGGAGAAGGAGAAGGCACGCAAAAAGGCCGAAAGAGAGGCACAGUUGGCCAAGGAAAAGGCCGAGAAAGAAGCACAGGCCGCUAACGAUCCUGCCAAGGCCAACUACGGCAAGUUGCCCUUGAUCAACUCGUCGAGCAAAGACGGGCUUGUGAGAACCAACCUCUCAUCCUUGUCUGCCGCCAACGACGGCGAGGAGAUUGUGUUCAGAGCCAGAGCACACAACUCCAGACAGCAGGGAGCCACCAUGGCGUUUUUGACUUUCAGACAGCAACAACACUUGGUCCAGGGCCUCAUCAAGGCCAAUGGCGAGUCGAUCUCCAAGCAAAUGGUCAAGUGGGCCGGCUCCAUCAACUUGGAGUCGAUUGUGUUGGUGCAUGGAGUGGUGAGAAAGGUUGAUGAGCCCAUCAAGUCUGCCACCGUGCAAGACGCCGAGAUACACGUGACCAAGAUCUACACCAUCCAGGAGACCCCUGAGCAGUUGCCCAUGUUGAUCGAGGACGCCUCCAGAUCCGACGCCGAAGCCGAGGCCGCUGGCUUGCCUGUGGUCAACUUGGACACCAGAUUGGACGCCCGUGUCAUUGACUUGAGAACCCCCACCAACCAGGCCAUCUUCAGAAUCCAGCACGGUAUUUCCGCGUUGUUCAGAGAGUUCUUGUCGAACAAGAAAUUCACCGAGAUCCACACCCCGAAGAUUCUCGGCGCUGCCUCCGAAGGUGGCUCCAACGUCUUCGAGAUCUCGUACUUUAAGAGAUCUGCGUUCUUGGCGCAGUCCCCACAGUUCUACAAGCAGCAAUUGAUUGCGGCCGACUUCGAGAAGGUGUUUGAGAUUGCCCCCGUGUUCAGAGCCGAAAACUCCAACACACACCGUCACAUGACCGAGUUCGUGGGUUUGGACUUGGAAAUGGCCUUCGAGGAGCACUACGACGAGGUCAUGGAAGUCUUGCAGGACUUGUUCAUCUUCAUUUUCUCCGAGUUGAAGACGAGAUACGCUGACGAAAUCAACACUGUCAGAAAGCAGUUCCCCGUCGAGGAGUUCAAGUUGCCCGCCGACGGCAAGAUGGUCAGAUUGCAUUUCAAGGAAGGUAUCGCCAUGUUGAGAGAGGCCGGCAAGGAUGUCGAUGACUUCGAGGACUUGUCCACCGAGAAUGAGAAGAUCUUGGGUAAGUUGGUCAGAGACAAGUACGACACUGACUUCUACAUCUUGGACAAGUUCCCAUUGGCCAUCAGACCUUUCUACACCAUGCCAUGCCCCGAGGACCCAAGAUACUCCAACUCUUACGACUUCUUCAUGAGAGGCGAGGAGAUUUUGUCGGGAGCUCAGCGUAUCCACGACCCCGAGUUGUUGAAGGAGAGAAUGGCUGCUCAUGGUGUCGACCACACGCAGGAAGGUAUCAACGACUACGUCGACGCUUUCACCUACGGCUGUGCCCCACAUGCCGGUGGUGGUAUUGGUUUGGAGAGAGUGUUGAUGUUCUACUUGGACUUGAAGAACAUCCGUCGUGCCUCGCUAUUCCCAAGAGACCCCAGAAGAUUGAGACCAUAGGUUUGACGCAGUAUAUAGUCAAUGUUGUACGAAGGCUGUAUGCUACAGGUAGACUAAAUGUUGUGCGGAGACGCAAUCCUCGAUUUUGCAAGAAUUCAGGUACGGACCCAAUGUUAUACCGAUGCUUAAUGUGGCUCUUUUUUGCUAGAAUCAUCUGAUAGAAGGAGCAAAGCUAUGCAAAUAAUAUAUAUAAAAGGCCUUCAGACAGUGCCAAGACUCAAUUCCAAAGACAAUCACGAAGAC